GCCUCGAUCUGGCGACGGAACUGGGCACGCGUGGGCGACUUUGGGAGGUUCCAGGUCCCCAUCAUCCUUGUGGAGAGAUGCUUUCCGAGUCAGAGGAGACGGUGCCUUUGGGAGCGGCUCAGGAGUCACCUCAGCCCAAGAAGGAGCCUGAAGAGCCACACCCCGAGGGGACAUCCCAGGAGGAAGGGGCUCGCAGCACUCGGAAGUGGCCGCCCCUGAAGCGUGGCUCCAGGGAGAAGAGCCUCCUGUCUGGCAGAGCCCGCUCCUCCUCACAGGCCCCGGCCCUUUCCCGGGAGGGGAGAACCCGAGACCGCCAGAUGGCUGCAGCGCUCCUCACUGCCUGGUCCCAGAUGCCGGUGACCUUUGAGGAUGUGGCUUUGUAUCUCUCCCAGGAGGAGUGGGGCCGCCUGGACCACGAGCAGCGGCGCAUGUACAGAGACGCCCUGCAGAAGAGGAGCAGGCGCGGCUUUCCCAUCAGCAGGUCUCUCUGGGCCUCCCAAGGGCAGCGGAAGGGCGAGGCCUCGAGCUCCGGCCAGCAGAGAGGAGAUGAGGAGAAGGCGACCACGUGCACAGAAGCCAUGGAGGUGGACAAGGAGGCCUCAGCUGAGGCCUCCGUCGACCUUGAGGACGUGAAGCCCUUCAGAUCCAGGGCUGGCAAAGCCCUGGAGGGUGCCCUGAAGUCUGGGCAGGCCACAGCCAGCAGCCUGGGCUCAGGGCAGGCCGAGGACGAAGGGCAGCCUGAGCCUGAGGGGCAGGCAAAGUCCACCUCACCAGCCACCAGCUUCCCAGAGACGAGGGAACGCAGCGUGGCCGAGCAGCUCAGUGAGGAGAGAGGCUCCCCCUCCCUCCCUGAGAACAGCGAAGGCGAGGUGCUCACCACCGUCGUUGGGGAAGGUGAGGAGGCACCGCAGGGCUCGCUUGGGGACCACCUGGAGGAGAAGCGUCUGGAGGAGGAGAGCAAGCCAGCGCCCCCUCCCAGGAGCAAUGCCAAGAAGAUCCACAAGUGCGACCAGUGCGGCAAGAUCUUCAGCAACCGCUCCAACCUCAACGCCCACCGGCGCAUCCACACGGGCGAGAAGCCCUACGGUUGCUCCGAGUGCGGCAAGUGCUUCAGCCACAGCUCCCACCUCACCUCCCACCAGCGGAUGCACCUGGGCAUCCGGCCCUACUCCUGCCUGCUCUGCGGCAAGAGCUUCACCCGCAACUCCACGCUCAUCCAGCACGAGCGCAUCCACACCGGCGAGAAGCCCUUCGUGUGCGACCAGUGCGCCAAGCCCUUUGCCCGCCGCUCGGACCUGGUGGCCCACCAGAGCGUCCACACGGGCAUCAAGCCCUACAAGUGCCCCUUCUGCAGCAAGUGCUUCACGCAAAACUCGGCCCUGGUCACCCACCAGCGCAUCCACACGGGCAUCAUGCCCUACCCCUGCCCCGAGUGCGGCAAGGGUUUCAGCCAUCCCUCCAACCUCCUGGCUCACAUCCGCAUCCACACCGGCGAGAAGCCCUUCCACUGCCACUGCGGCAAGAACUUCAACCACAGCUCCCACCUCAGUGCCCACCAGCGCACCCACCACGGUGUCCGGCCCUUCUCCUGCCUCAUUUGUGGCAAGAGCUUCAGCCGCCGCUCCAACCUGCACCAGCACGAGAAAACCCACGGCACGGGGGCAGGGGCGCUGGCGGCAUCCCCAGCUUCAGCAGCCAAGGAGGCUGAGAAAGGGAGCCAGGGUACCGAGGAAGAGCCAGAGCAGAAGGAGCAAGGAGGGCCUGGGGAGGGCGGCGGGAAGGCAGCAGGCCUGGCAUCCAAGGUGAAAACCAAGGUGGAGCCAGGGCUGGAGGAGCCAGAGGAGGAGGAGCUGGGGCUAGAGGAGCACACCCCUUAGCUCAAAUUAAAGGCCUUAGCAUAGAAGAGGCGGCCUACAGUUCUGUCUCAGGGGCCCUCUGGGGAUGUGGAGCAUGAGACCCUCUUGGCCAUUGCUUGCAGGGUAGCAUGCUCCCCUCCAGCCUUGAGACCCUUCUGAGGCCCCUUCCAGAGGCAUCUAUGCAUACAGGCUUCCAAACAGAAGCCAGCCCAUCCCUGCCAGGGCAGGAAUUGGGGACCCGGGAAGGGCCCUGCCGGCACCCACAACCCUCGCCCUGGAAGCAGUGCAUCGAGCCCAGGCCUUCACUUGGCUUGGCUUCUUGGAGGAGAGAUCAUCUUGGAAAUGUUCCUAUUCCAAGUUAACCUGCUCUCUGCCUGCCUUGUUCUGGGGACCCCUUGGUGUAAGUGGCAUUGUCCAUCUGCAUCCACUCUGACUCGGCCACCUCCUGUGAGGAGUCUGCAUUUCCCAGGGUCACUGUCCCUGCUGGUCCAUCCUGGGCAGCUGUGAGCUUCCUCCACCACUUCUCUGCCUCAUCCCACAUGUCCUCUGUCAUUUGCUUACCUGCCCCAGCCUGGCUCCGUCACUUCCCAGUAGUCCCUUGGGUUCCCACCGCCGCAGCUUGUAUCCCCUUCUCUAACUUUGUACGUGUGCAGGGUGCAUUCAGCUCGGACACCAACUGACCUGGAGAAAAACCUGUACCAGGGAAGCCACUGCGGCCCCACCUGUCCCAGGGCCACUGAGUCCUAAGGCCUGAGGAUUAGCCAGAACCCUGUUUGCUCGCACUUCUUACUGGCACCGUAGCUUGAAGAGGGCACGGCCGACAAUAGUACUAACAACUGCCAGCUGUAGAUUGAGUUGCUCAGUGGCAGGUAUAGGGCCAAGAACCGCCCGUGGGUUGCCCCUGGUGUCCACACAGCUGUGAUCUGUGUGGUUUAUCAUCCCGACUCUGUAGAUAAAACAGGUGAGUAAGCCAGCCAAGACCCCACCCCAACCCCAAGUCAUUCACUUGGAGCGCUGGAAGCUGACAUUUGCUCCAGGUCUGCUGUUUAGUCCUGGAGGAACGUGUGGACUACUGGUGCCUGGGCUCCGGGACAUCCAGCUCCUUGCUGUUCAAUAAAAUGUGUUCUUGCAGGCAAA
This is a messenger RNA of Echinops telfairi (small Madagascar hedgehog), 2993 nucleotides long. Its product is annotated as zinc finger protein 205-like. Gene Ontology annotation, biological process: regulation of DNA-templated transcription. The coding region runs from base 78 to 1877 and encodes 599 amino acids. NCBI's taxonomy places the organism in Eukaryota, Metazoa, Chordata, Mammalia, Afrosoricida, Tenrecidae. The record is from RefSeq and is a predicted model, not a curated record. The transcript has 6 exons.